Molecule: messenger RNA, 1593 nt
Organism: Fusarium keratoplasticum
Lineage: Eukaryota; Fungi; Ascomycota; Sordariomycetes; Hypocreales; Nectriaceae
Product: MFS domain-containing protein
Exons: 8
Coding region: 1-1593 (530 amino acids)
Biological process (GO): transmembrane transport; carbohydrate transport
Cellular component (GO): membrane
Molecular function (GO): carbohydrate:proton symporter activity
Source: RefSeq, a predicted model, not a curated record
AUGUUUCUGCAGAAAUUUGUUCGCAAUGACGCCAUCAAGACUGACCCUCCUGAGAUUUACAACCUCAGGACGGUUGUGGUCAGUCUGGUAGCAUGCGGUGGUGCACUUCUGUUUGGUAUGGACAUGGGUGUCAUGGGCGGCGUCCUUACCAUGGACACUUUCAAAGAGCAGUACGGACUCACCGAUAAACCCGCGACCGUCCUCGCCGACCUGUCGUCAAAUAUCGUCUCGACUAUCCAGGCUGGAUCCUUCCUCGGUUGUCUCAUCUCCAUGUGGCUGGCCAACUAUAUCGGCCGACGACUGUCUCUCAUGACUGCAUCUAUCCUGGUAUUUAUCGGUGUUACCAUGCAAGCUGCUGCCAGCGGUCACCUGGCCGCCAUGUAUGUCGGAAGAUUCAUCACUGGUAUCGCUGUCGGUAUCGCUUCUACCGUCAACCCUCUUUACGUCUCUGAAAAUGCCCCACGAGGUAUUCGAGGACUUCUCACAGGUUGCUACCAGCUCUCGAUCGUCACUGGUUUGACUCUUGCAUUCUGGAUCAACUAUGGCUGCCUUCUCCACGUCCGAGGACAUGCCCAAUAUAUUAUUCCGCUUGCUCUACAAGCACUCCCCGCUGUCAUUCUCUUCUUCGGAAUGAUGUUCGCUAACGAGUCCCCCCGCUUCCUCGCCCAGAGCGAUCCCACCCAGGCACUCGCCGUGCUGGCCAAGCUUCGAGGACUGCCAGAAGAUCAUCCAUACGUACGAGAUGAGAUGGAGAACAUAUCUAUGCAGCUCGAAGAAGAGCGUUCCCUCGCUGCAAACAGCUCUGGGCUCACCCUGGUCAAGGAGGCCUUCAUCGUGAAGUCCUACCGUCGAAGAACAUUCCUCUGCAUCACUCUCAUGAUGUGGAGCAACCUUACAGGGACUAAUGCGAUGACGUAUUAUAGUCCCAGCAUAUUCAAGAGCGUCGGCCUCUCGUCGUCGUCUGCUGGUUUGUUCGCGACUGGGAUCUAUGGUGUUGUGAAGAUGGUGUCAUGCGCCGUCUUCAUCUUUUUUGUGACCGACACGCUAGGCCGCAGAAAAAGCCUUUUGUGGACCGGAAUUGUACAAGGCUUAGCCCUCUUUUAUGUUGGGUUUUAUGUUCGCUUCGAUCCUCCUCACGUUGACUCUCCCGUUGGCGCUGCCGGAUAUGUCGCCCUUGUGGCCAUCUACAUCUUCGCCGCCGUGUACCAAUUCGGGUGGGGCCCCGUCGUGUGGACUUACUGCUCUGAGAUUCCUGCUGCUCGCAUGCGUGCCCUCCAGAUGGGUAUGGCCACAGCCAGCCAGUGGCUCUUCAACUUUGUCGUCGCCAAGAGCACUCCGAGCAUGUUUGCAACUCUCGGACGUGGUGGAUUCGGCACGUACUUUGUCUACGGGUCGUUCUGUUUCACCAUGGUAGUCUUUGCCUGGUUUUUUGUGCCAGAGACCAAAGGGCUUGCUUUGGAGGAUAUGGAUGAACUGUUCUCACAAUCCAACGUCAGGGCUCCUUUUACUCCUAGCCGCGUUGCUCGGCUCGAGGCAGAGAGAGUUGCGAAAGGGGAUGCUGACUCCAAGUUUGAACAUGUUGACAAGGUGUAG